Molecule: messenger RNA, 396 nt
Organism: Candidozyma duobushaemuli
Lineage: Eukaryota; Fungi; Ascomycota; Pichiomycetes; Serinales; Metschnikowiaceae
Product: chromatin-binding transcription coactivator
Exons: 1
Coding region: 1-396 (131 amino acids)
Biological process (GO): positive regulation of transcription initiation by RNA polymerase II
Molecular function (GO): transcription coactivator activity; DNA binding
Source: RefSeq, a predicted model, not a curated record
AUGUCCAGAAAGAGAGGAGCAGCCAAUGGCACGGAUGGCAAGUUCGAUUCCGAGGAGAUUGCUAAAUACGAACUAGGGAACAAUAAACAUGUCACUGUGAGUUUGUUCAACGGGAAACCUCUUGUCGACAUUCGUGAGUUCUACAAUGAUAAGUCUACAGGGGAACUUAAGCCUGGUAGAAAAGGCAUUGCAUUGUCUGAGAGUCUCUUUCAGAGUCUCAUUGAUCUCCAACCUAAGAUUUCAGCAUCCUUAGAAGAAGCCAAGCUGCAUCCAAACAAGGUAGCAAAGGUGGAGUCUAGUGAGCACAAGACCGAGGCAUCUGACAAAAGCGGUUCUUCCAGCAGCAAAAAAGAAGUCAAGUCAGCAGAGAAGGUCGAAGAUUCUGAUUCUGAUUAG